AUGUCCGCAUCCGCCGCUUUAUCCCUGUAUCGCCGAUCCUUGAAGCAGUCCCUGGACUGGGCUGUUGACCGCCGAGUAUGGCGCGGCCAGGCCGUUUACAUCCGCUCGCUCUUCGAGGCCAACAAGGACGUCCGUGAUCCCCGCCAGCAACAGGUUCUGCUGCGUGAGACAGAAAAGCUGUUGGAAGAGUGGAAGCACCCAGAUCCCUACCGCCCACCUACUGCCCCUGGUGGAAACAAGUGGGAGCGCAAUCUGCCUGCCCGUAUUCUGCCAUAUGCGGCUCCUCCCGGUGCUCACUAA
Penicillium malachiteum is the source of this 300-nucleotide messenger RNA. RefSeq names its product NADH dehydrogenase [ubiquinone] 1 beta subcomplex subunit 9. The record is from RefSeq and is a predicted model, not a curated record. The coding region runs from base 1 to 300 and encodes 99 amino acids. The transcript is spliced from 5 exons. NCBI's taxonomy places the organism in Eukaryota, Fungi, Ascomycota, Eurotiomycetes, Eurotiales, Aspergillaceae. Gene Ontology annotation, biological process: mitochondrial electron transport, NADH to ubiquinone.